CUGCGGGGAGGAGCCGCAGGGGACAGCGCUCGUGGGCGGCCGAGGAUGCUGCGGGGCGGCCGCGCCGGGGCCCCUCGUUCGUGACCGCGGCGUCGCGUCUGAGGCAGCCGAGGCGCGGGCCCCUUGCGGUCCUGCUCCGCGCACGCGCCCCGCGACCUCCCGGAGCUGACAGCGCGAGCGCGCGGCCCCGCGGGAGCAGCACGAAUGUACGACAACAUGUCCACGAUGGUGUAUAUAAAGGAAGACAAGUUGGAGAAGCUGACCCAGGAUGAGAUUAUUUCUAAGACAAAGCAAGUGAUCCAGGGGCUGGAGGCUCUGAAGAACGAGCACAAUUCCAUCCUGCAGAGUUUGCUCGAGACCCUGAAGUGUUUGAAGAAAGAUGACGAAAGUAAUCUGGUGGAAGAGAAAUCAAACAUGAUCCGAAAGUCUCUGGAGAUGUUGGAGCUUGGCCUGAGUGAGGCACAGGUCAUGAUGGCUUUGUCCAACCACCUGAACGCCGUGGAGUCUGAGAAGCAGAAACUGCGCGCACAGGUUCGUCGGCUGUGCCAGGAGAAUCAGUGGCUGCGGGACGAGCUGGCCAAUACGCAGCAGAAGUUGCAGAAGAGCGAGCAGUCCGUGGCUCAGCUGGAGGAGGAGAAGAAGCACCUGGAGUUCAUGAAUCAGUUAAAGAAAUACGAUGACGACAUCUCCCCAUCCGAGGACAAAGACACUGAUUCCGCCAAAGAACCUCUGGAUGACCUUUUCCCAAAUGACGACGACGAUCCCGGUCAAGGAAUCCAGCAGCAGCACAGCAGUGCAGCGGCGGCCGCGCAGCAGGGCGGCUACGAGAUCCCGGCACGGCUGCGCACGCUCCACAACCUGGUCAUCCAGUACGCCUCGCAGGGGCGCUACGAGGUGGCCGUGCCGCUCUGCAAGCAGGCCCUGGAGGACCUGGAGAAGACGUCCGGCCACGAUCACCCGGAUGUGGCCACCAUGCUGAACAUCCUGGCCUUGGUGUACAGAGACCAGAAUAAAUACAAAGAUGCCGCUAAUCUACUGAACGACGCCUUGGCCAUCCGUGAGAAGACUUUGGGCAAAGAUCAUCCUGCGGUGGCAGCGACUCUGAAUAACCUUGCAGUGCUUUACGGCAAGAGAGGGAAGUACAAAGAGGCCGAACCGCUGUGUAAGAGAGCGCUGGAGAUCCGAGAGAAGGUUUUGGGAAAGGAUCACCCCGAUGUUGCCAAGCAGUUAAAUAACUUGGCUUUACUGUGCCAGAAUCAGGGCAAGUACGAGGAAGUAGAAUAUUAUUAUCAAAGAGCCCUCGAGAUCUACCAAACAAAACUGGGGCCUGAUGACCCCAAUGUGGCCAAAACAAAAAAUAACCUGGCAUCCUGCUAUCUGAAGCAAGGAAAAUUCAAGCAAGCAGAAACCCUGUACAAAGAGAUUCUCACUCGUGCACACGAAAGGGAGUUUGGCUCUGUAGAUGAUGAAAAUAAACCCAUUUGGAUGCACGCUGAAGAAAGAGAAGAAUGCAAAGGAAAGCAAAAGGACGGGACAUCUUUUGGAGAAUAUGGCGGCUGGUACAAAGCCUGCAAAGUUGAUAGUCCAACUGUUACAACUACUUUGAAAAACCUUGGGGCACUUUACAGACGUCAAGGCAAGUUUGAAGCUGCAGAGACAUUGGAAGAAGCUGCCAUGAGGUCCCGUAAACAGGGUCUUGACAAUGUUCACAAACAGAGAGUAGCCGAAGUGCUGAAUGACCCUGAGAACAUGGAGAAGCGGAGAAGCCGGGAGAGUCUGAACGUGGACGUGGUCAAGUACGAGAGCGGCCCUGACGGAGGGGAGGAAGUGAGUAUGAGCGUAGAGUGGAACGGGGACGGCACGGGAUCUUUAAAGCGCAGUGGCUCCUUUAGCAAACUCCGGGCUUCAAUUAGACGCAGCAGUGAGAAGCUGGUUAGGAAGCUGAAGGGAGGAAGCUCUCGAGAGAGUGACCCAAAGAACCCCGGCAUGAAGCGGGCCAGUUCCCUGAAUGUCCUUAACGUGGGUGGCAAGGCCGCUGAAGACCAUUUGCAAGAACGAAGUCCUUGUCUGGCAGACUCGCGAGCUCUGAGUGCCAGCCACACUGACCUGGCCCACUGAGGGCCGAGGCAGAGCUAGCUAGAACCCCCGGGACUAAAGAAGCACUGAGGCCCGCGGGCUUUGCCACGCCCCUCCCCACUCAGCAGGGGCCCCCCAGCUCCGGGGUUGCUUCCGUUUCUAGCUAGUGCUGUCCGCUGCCUCUUGGAGGUUUGCCCCGAAUUCUGUUAAGCUGUCGGCGCUGCUAGCGACCAAGAGGGGCCGAAGCGGGAGCGUGAGACCGGCCGGGCGCGGAGGCCUGCGGAGGCCCCGGCAGGUGGCUGCGGCUCGUUGGGAACCGGCCGCUGCUCCCGGGACGCUUGUACUCUCUGCCACUCCACCAGGAUCGGUUGUAAAUGUUCACACUGUGUUAAGGCUGUGAAUUCAGACUCUGGAACCUCGCGCUGCAUCCUUCCACACUGUGCAUCUGAUGGCCUCUGGCAGUGCCCCCAGGGUUCAGAGUGGCACUCAGGAGCGGGAGAGAUGGGGGCCGCGCCGGUGGGUUUGGGUCUCGGCUGAGCCCCGCUCCCGCAGCGCGGCCGCUCCACGCGCUCUGCCCAACGCGCCGUGGGCUCCCGCGCCCGGCCCUGCGGAGCCCGUGUCCCCCUGCCGGCCCCGGAGCAUCAAGCACACAGGGACGUGGGCUUAUUUUUCCAAAGGUGUUCUUUGUAGUGUUAAGUAGCACGGGGUAGGUUUUGACGGGAACGUGUCCCAGUCCACCCUGCAGCCCUCCCCGGGAAGGGCGGCGUGAGGCUGCCUCGUAGGUUCAGAACAUUCUGAGCAGAUGACAGGGUUUGUGACUCCAGAUGGCAGCAGCGGUGAGAAGGGGGACGGGCGGGAGUGGGGAGAUGCAACCUGUAGGGGAGGGGGUCUGGGAGACGUGCUUCCCGGUGACAAGCUGCAGCUUGUGACUUUAACGUCAUGUGGGGUCACCGCCAGGACACGUGCUUUUGCCUGUCUCCAGCCCCCUCUUCCUCCUGAAUCGCACUCUGCCUGGGUACGCGUGAGGGGUCUUCCUGGGGGUCCCCCGGUACUACACGUGUCCCUUGGGGGCUGCGGGCUGGGAACUUACGGAGGGUCCCAUCAUUUAAGACCACAGAAGCGCGUGGCCUGGCUCGUCAGGAUGGUGUGGCCGUGUGCCCCUUCCUGCCGAGAUCGGUGCUCUGUUCUGCCUGCAGGUGCCCAUGGGUCUGGCUGGGGGGCUUCCACGGCCGCCCCCUUUCCACAGCGCCCGACUGUCCGGUGUUGCAGCUUCUGGUGGGCCGGGAGUGCUCUCCAGGGUUGGUUUGCACGUGGGAUGGGUUGUGAGAUGCUCAAGCCAAGAGAACAGCAGAGCCGUGUCCUCGUGUCCCUUCGAGGCGCAGGGGCUGCCGGGGCAUGAUGUGAUCAGUGGGGAGGGCCCUGGGAGCUGUCCUGUCCCCUCUGUCCGAGGGGCUCUUCUCAGGCCAUGAAACUGAUCUGGUGCAUUGGAAGCUUAACCUGUUUCCCUUAGCGACACUUGUGUCUGGAGAACUUGGGGCCGAGAACAGCAUUUAAUGUCCUGCUCGCGGCAGGGGUGCCUUUGUCGAACCCUCCCCGCCUGGGAACCCUCGGUCCUUCGUUCUCUGAGGCCGACAUUGCCUUGUGGGGCUGUGAGGAAACGUAGCCAGGGUGAGAGAAGCCAGCGGCCUCCCGAAACACACGUCAUCAAAACUUCCAUGUCUCGGGGGCUGCCGCCGGGGAAUCUGUGAUGUCUGAUUUCCGAACUUGUACCAAAACAGAAUGAGCCCGGGCAGCCCUACUCGUGGAUUCGCACAUUCUUGAAGAGACCAGCAGUGGGGGUGGCUGUCCCUCGUCCACAGCGCUCUCCUUUCCCAGCGAGGGGGCCCUUAGAGUGCCAGCCAGCACCCACUGUCCGUGCUUCCCGUCCAGUUCGGGCCCCUGGGCAGAGGACAGACCGGAGCCGCCACCGUCUGCAGGGCCCCUCCCCGGCAUGUCAGAGCGGGGGAGGCGGUGGGAGGCCGGGGUCUCCUGACCUUCCCGACUUGCCCCGGCAGCCGCCCUGGCAGCCUGUGGCGCCCGUGUUGUGUUUACAGGAUCGAAGGGAGUCUGUUAUUUCCUGUUAUUAAAAAAUUCCUGUCAUUUGUUCAGAAAACUGCUAGAAAUAUCAUGUAAGAGAAAUUCAGCGAUUAUGGUGACCUACUAGUACUCCAGAACAUCCUUUACGGUUCCCAGAAUAUACGUCCAUCCCUGUAACUUUAUAGGAUGUUUCUGGAGGCAUGUUGCAUAGAGGAGGCUGGUUUCUGAGAUGUUUCUAUCUGCCCUUCCUCCUGACCACCGCACCGUGUAGUCCUCAAACUCCCGAAAACUCGAGUGCGGUGAAGCAGCGACCAAGGGGGAGCUUCCCGUCAGCCGAGGGAGUCUCGUCAGUGCGUACCGGCAUCCUGCGGGUGCCUGGGGCAGGCAGAAAGACGGGCACUAUUCACGUUUAUCCCCAUCGUCCUGGGGGAGAACCCCCGGAGGGACCCAGGUCUGCGAGGCCUGUGCGAUGAGCCUUGAGGGGAGACGGGACGGAGGGGACGGCGCGGCCCGGACCGUCAGUGUCACGGACAGACGCGCUGCUGCCGGGGCGUCCCUCUGGGGUGGGUGGGCAGGGGCCCCAGUGCUGACGAGCGCGUGUGGUGUGCGCCCCCCAGGGGGAGGCCCGUCUGGCACGCGUAGCUACAGUCUUCGAUCGUAGUUUUCUGUUUGUGUGAUGUGCUUACAAAAUAAUUUGGGAUUGUUUCUAUUUAAUUACAAAAAUAAAAUGGUUUAUUUCCUGCUGUGAAGUU
Molecule: messenger RNA, 4904 nt
Organism: Neogale vison (American mink)
Lineage: Eukaryota; Metazoa; Chordata; Mammalia; Carnivora; Mustelidae
Gene: KLC1
Product: kinesin light chain 1
Exons: 16
Coding region: 205-2118 (637 amino acids)
Biological process (GO): axo-dendritic transport
Cellular component (GO): kinesin complex; cytoplasm; membrane-bounded organelle
Molecular function (GO): kinesin binding
Source: RefSeq, a predicted model, not a curated record